Molecule: messenger RNA, 1431 nt
Organism: Chlorella variabilis
Lineage: Eukaryota; Viridiplantae; Chlorophyta; Trebouxiophyceae; Chlorellales; Chlorellaceae
Exons: 7
Coding region: 1-1431 (476 amino acids)
Cellular component (GO): membrane
Source: RefSeq, a predicted model, not a curated record
AUGAGGGCUGCAAAGUUGUGGUACCUCGUGUACUUUGCCGCCCUGAGCUGCCUGUUCCCCUUCCUCAACCUCUCCUUUCGCCGCCUGGGCCUGUCGGAGCGGUCCAUCGGCAUCCUGGGGGCCGUGCGCCCCUUCAUCUCCCUCCCCGCCGGCUCCCUCUGGUCCGGCGCCGCCGACAAGUCGCGCCGCCACCGCGCCGUGCUGCUCCUCACGCUCUGCGCCUCGGUGCUCGCACGCCUGUCGCUGGCGGCGGUGGGCAGGCUGGGCUUUGCGCCGCUGCUGGCGAUGGUGGCGCUCACAGAGUUCUUCGCCGCGCCGGUCACCAUCAUCGCAGACGCAGCGGUGAUGGCGGCGUGCGCGGAGCGUGGGGACUACGGGCGGCAGCGGCUGUGGGGCGCCGUGGGGUGGGGCGCCUUCGCCGCGGUGUCAGGCAGCGCCAUCAGCCACGCAGGCGUCGGCGCAGCCUUUGCGGGACACGCUGUGCUGGCCGCGCUGGCGCUGGCACCCACGCUCCGCCUGCCCUUUGGCCCGCUGCACGCCCGGCUGGCCAGGCAGGCCGGCGGGGCGGAGGCAGAGCGGAGCGGCAGCGCGGAAAAGGAGCAGCAGGAGCAGCAGGCACGGCAGGAGCAGCGGGCGACAGGGGAGGAGGCAGCAGCGGGCAGCGCUGACGCCACGGGCACGCCGCCAAAGCCGCCCGGCGGCGGCAGGAAGGCCGCGGUGCAACGCUUCGACAGCGCCUUCAUUGAGAAGGAGGCCCUGCUGGCAGGCGGCGCAGCAGCGCAGCAGGAAGGCUCGGGCCCCGGCUCUGCAACGGCGGCGGCCGCCGACGGCGGCACGACUGAGCAGCCCGCGGGGGGGCAGCCGGCGGUACGGUACUGGCGCGGCCUGGCGCAGCUGCUGGGCGACCCUGAAGCCGCCAUCUUCAUGGCUAUGGCCACCACCAUGGGCUUUGGGGUGGGCAACAUAGAGGGCUACCUGUUUUUGUUCCUGGACGAGCUGGGCGGCUCGGAGCUGCUGAUGGGCCUCUCCCUCACCGUCACCUGCGCCGCCGAGUCGCUGGUCUUCUUCUUCCUGCCCCGCCUCCUGCGCGCCGGCACCCGCCGCUGCAUGCACCUCGUCUUCGCCGCCUUCAUGGUCCGCAUGGGCUGCUACGCGGCGCUGAAGCAUGCGCCCACACCCUGGAUGGUGCUGCCAGCCGAGGUGCUCCACGGCUUCACCUUUGCACUGGCGUGGGGGGCUGGGUGCGCCUACUGCGAGCAGCUGGCGCCGCCAGGUCUCGAGGCAACCACGCAGGGGCUGUUUCAGGGGCUGUACUUUGGGCUGGGGCAAGGGAUCGGCGCCCUCUGCGGCGGCUGGCGGUCGUCUGCCUGGCGCUGGAGGAGCGCAGCCGGGCACGGUACUUGCAAGUCGCUGGCAGCGAUCUGGAGAUGA